Ctenopharyngodon idella (grass carp) is the source of this 1818-nucleotide messenger RNA. It is a transcript of the gene lrrc63, whose product is annotated as leucine-rich repeat-containing protein 63. Gene Ontology annotation, molecular function: protein binding. NCBI's taxonomy places the organism in Eukaryota, Metazoa, Chordata, Actinopteri, Cypriniformes, Xenocyprididae. The transcript is spliced from 11 exons. The record is from RefSeq and is a predicted model, not a curated record. The coding region runs from base 1 to 1710 and encodes 569 amino acids.
AUGGUGGACUUGAUGGUGUGUCUGUCUCUGGUGAGUUUCUGGGGUGCUGCAGUAACUCUAUUCAAAUGUGAGAGGAAGGAAGUGUCAUACAGCGUCCUGCACCACAAACGAAACAGGAACACACAAGGUCUAUGUCUUUAUAAGAUGAAAUCAGCAAGCAAGCUGAUAAAUAUUUGCAAAACUGAGGAAAAAAAUGGAUUGUGUUCAUGGGAUCAGGAAAAGCUCUCUGAAAUGAAGCUGUUGAGAAGACCCCUGCCCCCUAUAAAGACAGCACACUACAGCACACCGCCCUCGCCCAGAACCACAGACCACAAACCGAGUGAGUCUGUUUGCAGUCCGCAAGCUUAUCUUGAGGAUUGUGUAACGUGUCGUGUUGGCCAGAUCACAUUACCCAGAAUCCUCAGAGGUUUCCCGCAUCAGCCUCAGCGCACACCUACGGAUCGCCGACCUCCUGACCUCUUCUGCCUCAAUGACUUCCUGCAGGUCAGCCGGUCGGGCCGCGGGUCACUGGACGGACUGAGGAAGAUAGUGCUGUCCAGCCGUAACUACAAAAAGCUGCUGCAUUUGUUCCUGUCGGAGCUGCACAGAGGCUGGCAGUGUGAAAUAGCCAAUCAGACGCUGAGCUGCGAGGGUCUGCCGCCGGUCACGCGUAGGAUCCCUCAGAAGCAGAUCAUAUGUGAGUUAGCAGCCAUGGUUCAGAUAGAAGCACAAGCACGAAACUCUUUCAGGAGUAAUUCUGGAGUGUGUCGACCGUCUGCAGAUCAAUCAGUGGAUCAGCUGCGGACAUCAGCGGAGCGACGGACUGAACGCACAGCACAUGAAGUUCUUCUGAACGCGGUGACCAGCAAACACUUCCAGGGCUCCCGUCGCUCUCGCUCCCCGUUCCGGUGCGGAGGAGAGUGUGAUAUCAUCAGCGCGUCCGAGCUGAACGUCCUCGACUGCCUCACUCGUGGAGGAACGAGCCUCAGCUUCAAGGCUCAUUUCAUCUGUGAUCUUCCUGACGUGACGUCACUGUCUGAGCGUCUCCGGUAUCUGAACCUGUCCUUCAAUGACCUCACACACGUUCCUCAGGAGGUGUGUGAUCUUCAUCAGCUGCAGGUGUUGAAGAUGAGGAAUAACCCCAUAGAGGAGCUUCCCGCUCAAAUCAACAAACUUCACAAGCUCCAGACGCUGGUCGUCUCCUUCUGCAAGAUUACACAGCUGCCCAACCAGCUGUACUCUCUGCCCUGUCUGCAGCAUCUGGACGUGUCCUAUAAUCUCCUCAGAUCCCUCAGCAGUGACGUCAGACACCUCAGGUCUCUGAGGUCUCUGAACGUUGAAGGGAAUCAGUUAGUGGCUCUUCCCGCCGGUCUGCUGCAUGUGUCCGUGUCGGAGCUCAGGCUUUCUGGGAAUUACACACACACGUUACUGUGGAGCGAGAACAGCUGUAACGCUCCUCAGACGCUGCUGCACACGGCCGCACACACACUCGCACACACACACGCAGAGCAGCACUGCACACACCUGCCGCCCACCGCACAGCUCGUCCUGCGCAGAGCUGGUGUGUGUGACGCUUGUUCGGGACCCAUGUUCGGCCCGGGUCUCAAGCUCAUCCGUCCCGUUCACGGUGUGUUUGGCCUUCAGUUCGUCCCCGUCAUGUUCCUGUGCUGUUCUCCUGCGUGUCUUCACAGCUUCAGGAAUCAAAACAACGAACAACCAGCGAGUGUGUGAUCAGACAAGAAUGAAUUUAUUCUUCUGUUGAUGUUGAUGGAGGUGCUGCAGCUUUACACUUCUCUAAAUCACUUACACAGAAAAAUAAAAACAUGUAAAAUACUUUCA